Molecule: messenger RNA, 4911 nt
Organism: Oreochromis niloticus (Nile tilapia)
Lineage: Eukaryota; Metazoa; Chordata; Actinopteri; Cichliformes; Cichlidae
Product: zinc finger BED domain-containing protein 1-like
Exons: 2
Coding region: 25-1644 (539 amino acids)
Molecular function (GO): DNA binding
Source: RefSeq, a predicted model, not a curated record
GUGGCCAAUUGUGCUAGCUAACUGAUGACUGAAGAGGAGAGGAUACAGCCGGCCCCCGCAGCUUUCAAAGCUGAUGUGUGGACUUAUUUUGUAUUUAGGACAAAAGAAGGCGGUAAAGACUAUGACAAGAGCUAUGCAGUCUGUAAAAUCUGCACCGCCAGAGUCAAAUAUUCCGGUAACACAACAAAUUUAAGAACACGCGUGUCUAGACACCAUAGCAACGUAGCAUCAAAUGCUAAUUUUAAAACGAAACGAGGUGACCCCGCUCAACGGACAAUUGAAGAAGUUAACUUUUCGAAACUACCAGCAUCUUCAACUCGUGCAACAAAAAUAACGCAGUCAGUACUUGUUUUUAUUUGCAAAGACAUGCGCCCUCUGAGUGUUGUGGAGAAUAAAGGAUUUCGUAAUAUGAUUAAAACGCUGGAGCCCCGUUACACCGUUCCUUCCCGACAACACAUCACGGACAUCGCUCUGCCAAAGUUGUACCAAGAAGUCAAAGCGACAGUGCUGGACUCCCUCAGCUCGGCAGAGACAGUUGCUUUGACAUGCGACGCUUGGAUUUCGAGAGCCACUGAAUCGUACGUAACUGUUACAGCACAUCACAUAACGGACCAGUGGAACCUUCAGUCUCAUGUACUACAAACACGAGCCAUGCAUGACAGUCACACAGGUGAGCACAUUGCAGCGUUACUAACUGACACUGUGGCUGAAUGGGGAUUGAACACAAAGGACCUUGUUGUUGUUACCGAUAAUACACCAAACAUGGCUCUCGCAGCUAGACUUGCAGGCAUGACGCACAUACAAUGUUUUGCACACAGUCUGAAUCUCGCCUCACAGAAAGCACUGAAAAUACAAUCCGUGGUGCGACUUCUCGGGAGGAUCCGACGUGUAACAGUCUUUUUCAGGCGCCGCACCACAGCCAGCAACCAGUUGAAGCAGAAACAGUGCCUCCUUCAGCUACCAGCUCACAGAUUGAUCACGGACAUAAUUACAAGGUGGAACAGCUCCUAUGAUAUGAUAGAACGAUUUUUAGAACAGCAACCAGCCAUCUGUGCAGCUCUGCUUUCUGCAGAAGUUAGGAAGAGUGAAAAAGAAAUUUUCACAUUAAGUGAGUCUGACAUCACAUGUGUAGAAGAAGUUGUCAGGGCACUCAAGCCUAUGAAGGACGCCACCCUGGUGAUGUCAGAGGAGAGUAUGCCAACCCUGUCCAUCAUUGCUCCUCUUCAUGCCAAGCUUGUGAUGGGUGCACAAGAAAGUGUUGAUGAUACACCGACAGUAAGGGACAUUAAGACUGCCAUAGCAGAAGAUCUGGGAAAGAGAUAUGUAAAUGAGAGGGAGACACUAUGGAUGGCAUCAAUAGUUGAUCCUCGGUUUAAGGACCUGCCCUUCCUGUCUGAAGCAGAGACCAGUGAGACCUAUUCCAGACUGUUGGACACUGUGGUGACUGUGAUAAAGAAGGAAAAAAAUCAGCAAGAGAAUAAGGAGACUGACAAACAGGUGGAGGAAGAGAAUGUCACAGAGGAGGCUCAUCACCCACAUAUCAAAGACAGCUUUGACUCCAUCCCUCGGCCACCCCUAAAGAGACAGAGGACCUCAUGUGCAUUCCUCAUGUGCGUAGCUCGGAGCUACGUUUGCCUCUACUAGUGACAAUACUGCACCAAAAUCAGAACAUGAUGUUGCUGCAGCUGAGAUCAAGAGGUAUAGAGAUGAGACCCCUUUGCCUCUCACAGGAAAUCCUCUCAGUUGGUGGAAGGACCAUGAACAGGAAUACCCUCACCUAUCCAAAGUAGCAAGGAGUUUCCUAUGCAUUCCUGGAACAAGUGUCUCUGCAGAGAGAGUUUUCUCCUCUGCAGGAGACAUAGUAAAUGCACAGAGAAGUGUCCUGAGAGCUGACCAUGUCGAUCAGCUUGUAUUCCUGCACAAAAAUCUGGAAAUUGAACAAUAACCACUGAGAAAACACUAAACAUGUAAAAUCUCUGAUAUGAGAAUGUUUGACAUUUUGGUUGAGUCUCAUAAGCACUUUUAUUUAGAUGAGUAAAUUCCUUUUUUCAGGUUGUACUAAAAGUGUUCCAUUGAUGGACACUGCAGAGCUGUACUUUAUUUUAAUAGCACUUUACAUUGUUUGUUAAUGUUUACUUGGAUGGAUUCUUCAAGCAAUUUCAUUUUUGAUUUAUAUUUGUUUAUGUUAAGGUCACAUAAAAAGUGCUUUGUUUUGAUGCUCCAUAGAGCAGUUUUUGGAUAAGUAUUUUACAAUCAUAGUACUUAGAAAGACUUCAGUGUUACAUGUUUACUUUUUUCAUGUUAAAAAAAAAUACUUGAUAUUUCAGUAAAGUAGUUUUUGUUUGUUUAUUUGACAUGACUUCUAAUAAGGCAGAUGUUAAUUUCUCCAUUCAUUUUGAACUUAGAGAGAGUGUUUAUGUUUCAUGUCAAGCAUUUAACAGUUUGGACUGUUUACUGUGGGUUUUCCAAACUAAAUUCAGUCCUACUAAACACAAAUAUCGUCUGGCUUUUAGUAUCGCAAUGUAUCGUAUCGUCUACCCUGUAUUAUGAUACAUAUUGUAUCGCCAGAUUCUUGCCAAUACACACCCCUACCCACAACCAACAAUGACAACGUCUUCAGCUGAACGUCUCUCAAUAUUAGGUAUCGAUUGUGAAAGUUUCUCAUCAACUGUCUCACUUAUGGUGCACGCCAUAGAUCCACUGUCCACUAAUGCUUUAAGAACUUGUCCACUACUAGUAGUCACUGCAGAGUAGAAUAAGCUAUCAGUGUUUGAAAGCCUAUGCAAGCCCUGUGCAAUCAGUGUUUUAUUUGGCGGGACAAUGCCACUGUAAGUGGAAUACAAAGUGUCAUAAUCAUUAAUAUCAGUCAUGUCCAAGGUGGGAGGCUUACUUUCUGGAUCUGCGCUGUCCUCCCCUCCACGCAGAUCGUUCAGUUUCCCUGAUGACCAUUGGAAGGAGUACACUUGCCCACUGGGCAGUUACGUCUCGAAUGACCAGGUAGGUGACACAGGAAGCACCAUCUGUUUUCCCGACAGUGCGUGAGUGUGGAGUGAGAGCUAUCUCUGCAGAUGGAACAUGGUGUGUCAUCCAAGCCCGGUAUUCUCGGCAGUCGGGCACUCUGUCGCCUGGCAUUAGCCCGAGCAUAGCCUGGGCCUUGAAGCAGCACCUUCUCUAGCAUGCUGAUCAACCUCUCAAUAGCAGGGCCAUCCUGACUCACAGCUGGUCUCUGCUCAUGGUCAGCCAAGCAAGGAGUAGCAUCUGUGCUAACUUCUGCCUUAUUCACAUAGACACAGUUACCCUUCUGUGGAGGAGACUGGAACCCCUUUCCCAGGUGAUACUCAUCCAGUACCUCCUGAACUUCAUGAGCUGACCAUUUAUCACAUGUUUUGGUUCUAAAAAUAAGAGCCAAGUCUCUGCAGGGGCAGUGUCUGAUGAACAUGCGUGCAACCUCCACACCAGAGUUCUCAAACGAUUUCCCCUGCUCCUUAAGACAGUUGCCAACAACAUCAGCAGCCUUGUUCAGCCUCAGCCAAUACUCAUAUGGAUCCUCCCGGUCCUUCGGCAGGGUGGAAUAAAAGUCAGCCAGGGGCACAGACGAGCACUGGGUGGAACUAAAAUGUUUGUGCAGAAGUCUGUAGAUAGCUUGUGGAUUAUGCCGGACAUCAAUUCCACCAUUCCUCACACCAAAUUUCACAACAUCUUUUGCCCUGCCUCUCAGAUGCAUCAAAAUCUCCUCAGCUUGGUUUUCUGGGAGAAUGCCACUCUUCUUUAUGUAACUCUGCAUGGCUUCCUGCCACCCAUCAACAGACAAUGAGUCCGAACUCUCCCCCCGAAACACAGGUGGGUCUUUAACCUGUCUUGGAGCCACCAGCUGGACUUGAGAGAGAUCUAGUGAGCGGCCGGAGUGGAGAUCCAUACAUUUAUAUGUUACAGAAGCAGGGCUCGAAGUGUGUGGCGUAGUCAGGUGUGACAGAAUGCUAUCAGCCAGGCGUUGCCCAAUUUGCUGCACAAUGUCGAUCAUUUAGUCGACUAGACUCACAUCAGUUAUUGGGGGAUCUGAGGUAGAUGCCUUAGUGCACUGUACUGACUGCGAAUUAGCCACAAGCCCACAAGAACUACCUGCUGCUCUAUGCCCCACCCGACAGUCACCCAGUGAAAAAGGAACAGUCGUAAACCCUCUACCCCUACCCACACCAAGGGGAGUCACAUUUGGGGUGUCAUCAGAGUCACUUAGAUCCAUAUCUAGCAGGAUAUUAAAAGAGCUAAGAUGGGCUUAAUACAAUAUGGUGAUAUACAAAGCCAAUAUGAAAGUAUAUCCAACAGUCUCCAAAGUUUGAUCCUGUUACCCAACAGUCUAAACAAUGAGGAAGCUGAUGCUCCACGAUGAUGCUACGACGAGAAGACACCAGCCUGAUCCAGCAGCGUCAUGAACGAGUCACGGCACCAAUGUGACCUCUGUGUAGUGUCUUCUCUGGUUUGCCUGCAUUCACAACAAAAAGGCAAUGGUUAGAAUGCUCUCUUUUAAUGUCGUGGGCAAUCAGCACAAGAUCUCGCAGGAAUCCUCCAUUAUUCUGAGGAUUACAUUUCCACUUGCAGUGUGAUCGUAUAGUGGUAAAUUUAUACAACCAAAAUAGAAAAACCUCAACACCAUUAACAUUGCAUGUUAAAUUUCCCAAAUGAAAGGAAUAUAGAAAUAUAUUUCAAAGCUGUACAUGAAACAAUGUGAAUUCUCUAAACAGUGUGGCACAGUCACAUACCUGCAUUCACAACAAAAAGGCAAUGGUUAGAAUGCUCUCUUUUAAUGUCGUGGGCAAUCCGUACAAGAUCUAAAUGGGAAAGCAACAACAGAGUUAGCUAACUAUGCUCCCCUUUUGUUUCCUCUCUUCGCAAUAAAGAAAUCUCACCUAAACA